This is a messenger RNA of Schistosoma haematobium, 4412 nucleotides long. RefSeq names its product Sideroflexin-1, variant 2. Gene Ontology annotation, cellular component: mitochondrial inner membrane. NCBI's taxonomy places the organism in Eukaryota, Metazoa, Platyhelminthes, Trematoda, Strigeidida, Schistosomatidae. Gene Ontology annotation, biological process: monoatomic ion transport; serine import into mitochondrion. Bases 2572 to 3141 code for a protein of 189 amino acids. The record is from RefSeq and is a predicted model, not a curated record. The transcript is spliced from 9 exons. Gene Ontology annotation, molecular function: monoatomic ion transmembrane transporter activity.
GCAAGGUGAACCGGGUAGUGCUUUUUUCAAAACGUCUACGUCUUCUGACUUGUUUUCGCAUCAUGAUACCUGAUAACAUCAGGCAAUGCUUCUGAUGAAUCAGGCAGGAGACAAGGGACACAGGAACAGUUAGGGAAGUAUUCGUCACUCCGUAAGAUAUUUCUGACCUUAUCAAAAGUAUUUGCCUCACGCUCGGGAUGCAAGUUCUAAGGGGGCUUUUCGACUAAUUUGUUCUCAGGUUUUAUAAUCUUUAAUUUCCACUGUACAGCUUCCUACAACUGAGAACUAUACAUGUUCUGGCAAAGAACUCAAUGUUUUCGGCGAGACUCUAAUGUAGCGACGAGCCGAUCAGAAGCGUUUGAGCAAUUUCAAGGUCACGAAGCCAAGUUCAACACGUGAUGCUAACAUACGGUCGGUUUACAGCGGAUUUUAGAGAGGAGGUGAUUAAUGAGAGGUUAAAACAGAUGGGACGGCGAAAAUAAUUUAGGGACGAGCCAAUGAGCAAUUUCAAUUAUUAGCCAAUCAGAAGACAGUAUAAAGUAAAAAUAUAUUACAAGAAAGUAAUGAAUUACAGUGGGUAUUCUUCUUUUACAUGAUUUAAAAACUUGUUAAGGUUUGAUAGAGGCUCAGAAGUUCUGAAUUCAUAAUGCAUAUUGUAUAGAAACUCGUCCAUAGGGUUAGGGUUUGGGGUUAAGAUUAGGUUUAGGGUUUGGUUAAGGUUAGGGUUAGGUUAGUGUUUAGGUUUAGGGUUAAGGUGCUAACACGCGAUCGGUUUACAUCGGAUUUUAGAGAAAAGGUGUUUCUUGACAGGCUACAACCCCAACCCUAACCAUAACCCUAACCUCUAAAAUCCGUUGUAAACUGAUCGCAUGUUAGCACCCUAACCUUAACCCUAAACCCUUACCCUAGGCUACAACCCUAACCACUAACCCUAUGGACGAGUUUCUAUACCAAAUGUGUUAUGAAUUCAGAACCUCCGAACCUUUAUCAAACCUUAACAAGUUUUUAAAUCAUGUAGAAGAAGAAUAUCCACUGUAAUUCAUUACUUUCUUGUAAUAUAUUUUUACUUUAUACUGUUUUCUGAUUGGCUAAUAAUUGUCAAGGUCGUCGCUAAAUUAGAGUCUCGCCGCAUUUUUGGGCAAUAGGUAGUUAUUCUGAUCGACGUGUCACGGUAAUCAAGCUAGAGUGUAGUUACCAAAACAAGUGAGGCCAACGAUAUCGAAGACUUACGGAACGGGGAUUGAUUCAUCGUUGCAGACACUCUAGAAAUUAGAUUAGGCCUUUGAGAUUGGGUUUUUUACAUCUGUAAGUGACAUUAAUCAAGAUGCUAUUACCGUUUAUAACCAAUGUAUGUAUAUUGACUAAGACACUAAACUAUGAUUCCCUAUUUAGCAGACUCCGAUCAUCAUUGCAGCUCAUGUGGACGUAAUUUAUACGACACCCGACGCUAACCCUAACUGUCUCAUCUCUGACUGCCGAGAAACAUUCAGCUCAAUGCUUUAAAACCGUUUUCGUCUGUCUGUAGAAGCCAUUUAAAAUUCCUACCACUCAUUUUUAAUGUAAUUGCCAGUUGAUAGGUACCUUCAGGCGUCUUUUAAUUCUUAUCCGAUGUGCCCUUCAUAGUGAUAAGUUUAUUUUAUCCGUAGUUGAAAACCUUUUCAAGUAACCGUGCCUUUAUUCGCUAAUGUACAUAUCUUCGGUGAAGUAGCUAUUGGUAGGUUUAAAAACAGCAAUUUGUUAUGAAAACUUUUGGCUUCUGUUAAUUCUUUUUUGUCGGCUCUCCACUUCUACUAAAAUUGGAUACUGCUUCUGGGUUGUAGUUGAGCUCUUGUUCAUUAUACUUUCUUAAUCAUUAUUCAAGAUUUUUGGCUAUGGGAACUACUAUCACACGUAACCUGUUUCUUCUAUCUUUCUAAGACAUUUUAAGCAUUAUAUUUUGAUUACAUUACCACUAAUCAUUAAUUUCCGCCUGGUCGUUUUCAGAAUUAAACGACUUUUAUUCUGAGUAAUAGCUCUUGGUGAUACUCGAUUCUCAGUGUACCGUUACUUUAAUAUAUUUCGCAGAAUUAACCGUCAAAAUAUCAGUGGAAACAAAUCUACUUGGCAUUUUAUCAUAUUGGCCAAAGCAGACUUCAGCAUAUUAGAUAUCAUUUAUCCACUUUCUAAUCUUUCAGACAACUGUGUUACUAUGAAAUAUCUACACGGUGCUUUUAUGAGUAGUUGUCAGUUCCCUCAAGUUUUUAUAAAUGUUAGGUUUAUCACAGUUUUUACUGCUUAACAUACUUCCUUUUGUUUUUAACAAUGCCAUAGCCAUCCGAAUUAGUUCAUGGUAAAUCAGUCAAUAUAGAAAAGCCUCGAUAUGAUCAGUCCACAUACAUUGGCAGAGCCAAACACUUUUUUAUUACAACUAAUCCUUUGAACGCAUUCAAAACAUCUACUGAAUUAGAAGAAGCAAGGACCAUCGUUCAUAAUUAUAGGAUAGGGAUUAUUCAACCCGGUUUAACUGUAGAAAAGCUUUGGCAAGCAAAAAAUGUGUACGACUCAGCGUUUCAUCCAGACACAGGAGAAAAAAUGAUACUCAUUGGACGCAUGUCAUUUCAAGUUCCUGGGAAUAUGUUUAUAACGGGUUGUUUGCUACAGUUUUACAAGUCUACACCGGCUGUCAUAUUUUGGCAAUGGUUUAACCAAACAUUCAAUGCCGUUGUAAAUUAUACUAAUCGUAGUGGUGACGCACCUAUUUCAUUAACACGUCUUGGGAUAUCAUAUGUUUUGGCUACUGGUGGAGCAUUAGGCACUGCAUUAACUAUCAAUAAACAAGUUCAAAAAUUCCCUCCUAUAAUUGGUCGAUUUGUACCAUUUAUUGCAGUCUCUGCAGCUAAUUGUAUUAAUAUUCCAUGUAUGAGAAGUGCAGAACUAACUGAAGGUACACCUAUAUUGGAUGAAAAUGGUGAGAAAUUGGGUAAAUCAACUGUUGUAGGACGUAGAGCUGUUAGUCAAGUGGUUUUAUCACGAAUAUUAAUGGCUUCCCCUGGAAUGACAAUUUUGCCUUUUGUGAUGCAAUCAUUGGAAAAACAAAAAUUGCUUAUUCGUUAUCCUUGGUUGGGAGCUCCAAUACAAAUUAGCUUAGUCGGUUUAGUGUAAGUUGAUUCACAGGUGUUGUAGUCGGCAUUUUUUUCAAAGGUGUUAACGUUUUCAAAUUAUCUUACUUUCUAUCUUCUAAUCAAUUAAUUUUGACAACUUUACUUCUGAGAAUUAAGGAUUGUGUAUUGUAGCAUUAAUUUGUGUAAACUGUUAGAUUUUGUCAACGUAACCAGCUUUUCGAUUGAAGAUAUUUUUUCCUGUCAUUUCAACCAUAGAAGUGUCAUGUUUUAAGUUUACCAACCUCUGACAUUCAAUAGUUACUUCUUAUAAUGUUAUAUUUGAACGCUGUUCAAUUUUACUCAGAGUUUUGGUUCUGAUGUCGGCAUCUUCAGGUGACUGCAAGCUGCAUACAAAAACAAGAUACUUCAACUGGUCUUCUGUCAUUGAUGAUAAUUUGAAACGCUCACACUCGCGGUUUACUAUACCAGCGUAUUGCACCCAGUCAUCGUCUACAGCUUAGCCAACUUCAGACAUUGGUAACGAAUAUUGAAUAAAAAUGACUGUUCACCAAAGAUUUGUGACAAAGUUACAACCGUUGCAUCAAAUAAAGUGUCUCUGGGAUUAUUGAAGUGAAUGAAGUUGGUGUAGCGUUCAUUUUCAGCUGUGCCAAGUUUGCGUAGCAGUACUCUGACCUUUGCGGUAUCAUCAAGUUUUUCUAGGUCGACCUUGAAUACAUAUUCGUAUUUCUUGAAGCACGAUUCAAGUGUAACUCCAGCCAAAUCAUCGAAAUGAAAUUCAUGGAUAGAAUUAAUGAUGUGGUUGACGUGGGAUUUGAACGGACCAUCUAGCUUCUAGAAUACGAAUCUGGAACUGUUCGAAACGUUUUUCUUGACGCUCCAGCAAGGCUUCGAAUUAGUCAAAGGUUAUCACUUGUAACACCUUUAUGCUGUGCUGUAUUCCCACAAAUCAGUUCAAUUCCAUUUCAUAAACUUGAACCUGAUGUUCAAGCACAUAUUAAAGAAAUUCGAUCUGAUCGGUUACCUUCAGUUGUUUAUUAUAAUAAAGGUUUAUAAUUUGUUUUAAAUAAACAAAAACAAAAUAAAUGAAUGUUCGAAUUAAAUUCCAUAUCUGUAAGAAGAAAAUUAAUUUUAUAUGAAUGUAUUCCAUUUAUUCACAAUUGCAUUUUAGUUAUCAUUCUAAUAUUAUUUUUGUAAAAUGAUUUGUUAGAUUUGAAAUAGUCUAUUUAGAUGCAAUGUAUUUAAUAUACUUUUCUGGUGUAGAACAAUUGAUUUCAUUCAUUUAAACAAUAUUUCUACUUCUCUAACUAUUUA